Salmo salar (Atlantic salmon) is the source of this 2066-nucleotide messenger RNA. It is a transcript of the gene atoh1b, whose product is annotated as atonal bHLH transcription factor 1b. The record is from RefSeq and is a predicted model, not a curated record. Gene Ontology annotation, cellular component: nucleus. Gene Ontology annotation, biological process: positive regulation of transcription by RNA polymerase II; sensory organ development; axon development. Gene Ontology annotation, molecular function: protein dimerization activity; DNA-binding transcription factor activity, RNA polymerase II-specific; E-box binding. NCBI's taxonomy places the organism in Eukaryota, Metazoa, Chordata, Actinopteri, Salmoniformes, Salmonidae.
AUUGUGUCACAAGUGAGUCAACUGUUAGCGCCGUCCUUGGUCAUUGAAGAUAGACGCUGUCCAAACCUGGUUUUGGUGGAUUUUCUUCGCUGUUUUUUUUUUUGUUCACUUUUUUUUUUCUCUCUCUCUCUGAAACUCCAACUAAAUCUUACCGCUGAAUAUUCAAGACACGUUCCAGUGUUUUCCAAAUAUUGAUUAUCUAAGAAAGAGCGAAAUAACACAUCAUACAUACCUCUCCAACCAAGUCGUGGAAGUCUGUAGCCGUUAUGACAGCUAAAACAGAACUGUCCGGCUGGACAGACUACACAACCGAGGACUUCCCCCUGAUACAACAGUCUAAAGUGGAUCCUCUCGCAUCCAGAACCAGGGUAACAUCUCCAGGAGGACAGUCUCUAUACUCAACCAGAGAAACGGGCCAUUACGCGCACAGCGGCUCCAUGGAUCUCUCACUGGAGAAACUCAUGUCGGUGAGUAAACUAACGGACAGUGGUGUCACGAUAGAGAUGGACCUGGAUACAGUACCUGGGGACCAGGGAGAAGGAGGAAACGGUACGCAGCAGGACCACCACCCGGGCCCGCAGAAACACCGGCGAGUCGCGGCUAACGCCCGGGAGAGACGGAGAAUGCACGGACUGAACAAGGCGUUUGACACGUUGCGGAGCGUGAUUCCGUCCGAUAAUAAUAAAUUGUCAAAGUAUGAUACUCUCCAGAUGGCUCAGAUUUACAUCCAGGAACUUUCGGCGCUGCUUACCGGGGUGGUGAAACCAGAGGGUCGGGGAGGGUCACGGAGUGGAUGCGCCUCACCAGACAUAGACCACCUUAUCCCGGCUAGGAGGACCCUUCUGGGGUCUCUCUCUCCAGAGCCCUUGCGGGGUGGUGGUGGCGGGAUGACUGGGAUCAGCAACACCCUGCAGGACUCCCUCUCCCAGCAGCCUCAGAACAAGAGACUGGUCGGAGAUCAGGAGAACAAUGGCCCCGUCGGUCACCUCAUCAUUCUGUCUGCGCCUAAAUCUGAUCUAGGAUCGGGGAAUAAGAGGGUGUCUAAUACUUCUAACGGGAGUGAUGGGGAGUCGUCGCAUUACAGUGACUUUGAGGACGGACAGGCCGGCAGACGGUGACAAUUUAGAGUCUAAAGGUCACAACAGGACCUCUUUUAGGAUUGGUUUUCAUACGGAUUGUUUCAUUUUUUAUUUAUUUAUAGAAACUGUCUUGUGUUUUAGAAGACAAUAACGCACACCAAAAUAGAGCCACGUAGCCCAACCUUGAAAUGUUGAAUAAUAUUCUGGUUUAGAUUGAGACUGUAGUCUAGGCCUACUCUCGGCUACAUUUAUACAAUAACACUUGUCUCAUCAUGCCAUGUUUAUUUAUUAGAUAUGGAUAUCCGGGGGGUUGGGGUCAAUUCCAUUUUAAAUUCAGGAAGUACACUGAAAUUCCAAUGCUUGCCAAUGGGAAACAUUGUGGCGUCAGAUUUUCGGUUUACUUUCCCGAAUUGACAUGUUCCCCAAACUCUGCUUGUAUCUUAAAAAGUUUAUUAAUGUUCUGGGUUAGAUUAAAACGGUAGUCUAGCCUACGUUUAGACAAGAACACGAAUAUCCCAGUGGGCACAAGACGUUUGAAAAUGUGUAUUUUCAAACAUUUUUUACUCAUAGGGAGGGCUGUUUCAUCAUACCAUAUUUAUUUAUUAGAUAUGAACACUGUAAAAUAAAAUAAAAAGACCUAGCCUAUUGUGGGGUAUUGAAGACGUUGUGUAUUUAAACAAGGACCUGAUAAUAUGGCUUCUCAUAGGGGCUUUCUUUCCUUUCUUGCACUUUAGGGACUAAAUACAUCUGGAACAUUUGGUUUCACGGUCUGAUUGCACGCAUAUCUAAUAAUAAUAAUAAAAAAAAUAUAUAUAUAUAUAUAUAUAUAAACAAAAAUACUUUGAUAUUAAUGUAUUGUUAUUUGUUUUCUUCCGAGAAUAGUUUUUGAUGGAGGGAAAAAAAAAUUAAAAAAAAAUAAUGAUAAAUAUUUAGAACUUUUUUUUCUUCUAAAUUUUCCCAGAAUAAUUCACUCUGUCUGAUUUAAUU